AUGCAACAACUACUAACAUUGUGCCCUCAACCUCUAGUCGAAAUGAUCAGUGAGGUGCUUCAAACCUCCGAGCCCGCCGACAAGCCAUACUACGAGGCCAUCCUAACCGACCUAUACCAGGAACUUGCAGAAGUACAACGAGGUGGGGCAGGACCAUCAGGCACAAACAAUGUCCACACCCCGCCGCCGUACGGUUAUCAGUUGGCUACCCAUACACCUGGCGAAUCGUCGUCCACCCGCAAGCGUAGCCUUGGACCAGCAGACUACCCUGAGGCGAAGCGGCUCAGUGCCCAACCGAGCCCAGUCACGCCUAGCACACCUAGUUCUCUCUUCGAAGGCGCAGGAACGGACGACCCUCAGCAAUGGACGUUGCCCAGCCGCUUCUCCAACUCUGUGCCCAUCAUAGACCUGACGCAGUCAGACCCUCCUAGUCCUGAACCUUUCCCUGAGCCUUUCCACGCGCCGCUCCAUGCGCCUUUCCAAGACCCAUUCCCGGAAUUGAUCAACGCCUACCAGGAUGAUGCUCGUCCGGGCCCAGUAGAUGCAUUCCACCAGGAUUACAUGCAAUAUUCAGAACUUGCCCAGUUUCUAGUUACCCCGACUCCAGCAGGUGGUGGCUAUGCCUUCAACCAGCAACCAAUGCCGGGCAACUACCCAAUCGCUCCUGGUAUCCCUUUCCAAGGAAUUCCAUAUCCGCCCGGACGUCCAGGCGAGAGUGACUCCGACGACUAUGGUGAAUCUCCUUUGACGGGGGUGGAUCCAGAUGCGAUCGAGAAGCUCUUUGAAAAUAUCAAGGAGCACGGCGAGAGUCCUGCGGAUAGAGAGCCAACACCAAAGAUCAUGUGCUCCACUCUGAAAGAGUAUCAGAAAAUUGGCCUCACUUGGCUGUUGAAGAUGGAGAAUAGCGUCGCCAAGGGCGGCAUCUUGGCCGAUGAGAUGGGCUUAGGCAAGACGGUCCAAGCUCUUGCACUCAUCUGUGCUCGCCCUUCAACGGAUCCACUCUGCCGGACAACGCUGAUAAUCGCGCCCGUGGCCUUGAUGAGGCAAUGGGAGAAGGAGAUUGCGCGCCAUAUUCACCCCCGCUAUGCGUUAAGCGUCUACUUGUACUGGGGCAAAGGCAAGAAGGCCGACUUCAGCCGCCUUCGUCAAUUCGACGUUGUCCUCACCACUUUUGGUACUCUCACCUCGGAGUUCAAGCAGAAGGAGACGCGAAAGGAGAGUAUGCUUCACGAGCGAGAGACGCGGGAGCCUGACUUCCGCCGCAAGCCGCAAGACAAGCUGGCGAUAUUGGGUCACGAGUGCAUGUGGUAUAGGGUGAUAAUCGAUGAGGCGCAUGGCAUCAAGAACCGCAGGACUACCCAGUCAAAAGCAUCUGCUGACAUCCAGGCUCGACACCGCCUUUGUAUGACAGGCACACCCAUGAUGAAUACUGUGGAUGAGCUAUACCCAAUGCUCCGCUUCUUACAUAUACAUCCCUACAGUGACUGGCAUAAAUUCAGCCAAGAUAUCAGCAGGCCCGUGAAGCAGACACAUCCGGUCACUCAGAAAAAAGCGAUGAAUCGUGUACAGAUCCUACUCAGAUCUGUCAUGUUGCGGCGACAGAAGACCUCGAUCGUAGAUGGUCAGGAAAUCUGCACUAUUCCGGCUAAGCACACGACGCUCGACAACGUUGAGUUCAGUGAUGACGAGCACCUUGUCUACAAGGCCUUAGAGGAGAAGUCUCAAUUACAGAUGAACAAGUAUCUGGACAGAAACGCCAUGUCAGUACUUGCUAACAAAUUAAAUACAGCCAACUACGCUAAUAUCCUGGUCAUGCUGCUGAGGAUGCGCCAAGCCUGCUGCCAUCCCCACCUCAUCAAAGAUCUCAGCCAGCCGGCCACCGAGGGAAUUGCUGAAGAUGAUCUCCUUGGUCGUGCUCAAGAACUCCGAGAAGAUGUCAUCGGUAGGCUGAAGGAAGCGGCUUCCGAUUCUUUCGAAUGUCCAAUAUGCUUGGAAGCCGACCCCAACCCAACCAUCAUUGUCCCCUGCGGCCAUACUAUAUGUGGCGAGUGCGUUCAGAAACUUAUCGACCCUGCGAGAUUAAUACAAGAGGGCAACGAGGAGGGCGCUACUGCGAAAUGUCCUCAUUGUCGAGGUGACUUGAAAGCAAAGCUGAUCACCGACUACAAGCAUUUCUGCAAGGUGCACUGCCCGGAGAAACUUAGCCCAGAGCCAGAACUCUUGGGUGGCGACUCCUUAGAGUCUGAUUCGGACACCGAUUCUGAAGACGACGACGACGACGAAGAUGUGGAUGACAGGGGCAAUUUGGCUGGCUUCGUCGUCGAAGAUGAAGAAGAUGAAGAGUAUGAUUUCGUCGAGGCCAAUGAUAGUGAAGUCGGUUCCCAUGGAGAACCUAGCGCAAAGGCAACCGGCAAGAAGUCGAAGAAGGAUAAGAAGGGCAAAGCCAAGGGCAAGGGACGUGCCAAGCCGACAAAAACCCUUGCUCAGCUCAAGAAAGAAUCUCUUCGAAACAAGGCAGCCAAGAAGCGAUAUAUCCGUCGCCUCGAGAAGACGUUCGUCAUGUCCGCGAAGAUCCAGAAGACGGUCGAGCUCCUGGGCGACAUACAGAAGAAUGAUCCGACUGAGAAGACCCUGAUCUUCUCUCAGUUCACCUCCCUGCUCGACCUAGUCGAGGUUCCUCUGUCGCAGAAGAAAUUUCGGUAUCAACGCUACGAUGGUAGCAUGAAGAUGGAUGAGCGGGACGAUGCGGUCAAUGCCUUCAUGGAUGACCCGAACGAGAACGUCAUGCUUGUCUCUCUCAAGGCUGGCAAUGCUGGUCUCAAUCUCUGGAAGGCAUCUCAAGUCAUCAUCCUCGAUCCCUUUUGGAACCCGUUUAUCGAGGAUCAAGCAGUAGACCGCGCCCAUCGCAUGCCUCAGCCACGCGAGGUUACCGUACACCGCGUCCUCGUCCCUGAGACCGUUGAAGAUCGCAUAUGCUCCUUGCAAGAUAGGAAACGUUUGAUCAUCGGAGCUGCUCUCGACGAACAGGCCUCGAAGAGCCUCACCCGCCUCAACGUCCAAGAGCUCAGGUUCCUGUUCGGUAUGUAA
Cucurbitaria berberidis CBS 394.84 is the source of this 3087-nucleotide messenger RNA. RefSeq lists its product as uncharacterized. NCBI's taxonomy places the organism in Eukaryota, Fungi, Ascomycota, Dothideomycetes, Pleosporales, Cucurbitariaceae. Bases 1 to 3087 code for a protein of 1028 amino acids. The record is from RefSeq and is a predicted model, not a curated record. Gene Ontology annotation, molecular function: ATP-dependent chromatin remodeler activity; ATP binding. The transcript is spliced from 5 exons. Gene Ontology annotation, cellular component: cytoplasm.